Penicillium pulvis is the source of this 2277-nucleotide messenger RNA. RefSeq lists its product as uncharacterized. Gene Ontology annotation, biological process: regulation of DNA-templated transcription. The record is from RefSeq and is a predicted model, not a curated record. Gene Ontology annotation, molecular function: DNA-binding transcription factor activity, RNA polymerase II-specific; zinc ion binding. NCBI's taxonomy places the organism in Eukaryota, Fungi, Ascomycota, Eurotiomycetes, Eurotiales, Aspergillaceae. Bases 1 to 2277 code for a protein of 758 amino acids. The transcript is spliced from 2 exons.
AUGGACUACGGGAUCAUUGCCGAAUCAGAGGCGAAGCGGAGGAAGAUCCGCAAAGGGACCAAGAGUUGUUGGGAGUGCAAACAGCGUAAGAUGAGAUGUGUUAAUGCAGACCCCAGCUCUCCAGCCGAUGCCGAAGCCGUAUGCAUUGGCUGCCAGCGGCGAGGAUCGAGAUGCGUGAGCCAGGAGUUUGAGUUGGUUGACGGAAGAGAGAACGCAGGAAAACUCGAGAAGAAGGGACGACACCACAAGCACGGUAAAGAUAAAGAUCGUGUUGCGAGGGUUGAGGCCUUGGUUGAGCAACUAAUCAGGAAAGUGGACCGUCAUGGGGAAGUAGGGGAACCUGCAACAAGUGCAUUCCCUAAACCUCCAGAUCGGGGAAUCCCUACUAGUGCAUCAAUAGACCAAGACUCUUCACUUUUCUUGUCUUUACCCAAGCCUUCGAAUGAUAAUGGCCCGGCUGAAGCAGUAGGGAGAUAUGAAAAGCUCUCUCAAAGAUUGCACGAGUCCUUGCCGUCACGACGAGUAAUCGAGAUGAUAUACAAUACCCGCCGUAGAAGUGACAUUAUUUUCUCUGAGGUGCUGAACGCUCCAUAUGCUGUCCUCGAGCAGAGCGGCCUCAAGUCGUCAGACAGUUUACUCGAAGUCCCUAGUGCGAGUUCGCAUCCAGUGUUGAUCGCAAGACACAUGCUUUACUUUGCUACUUUCCUGCAGCAUCUCGACCCUGAUUCCCUUCGAGCAAUAAAUGGCCUGCCGGAACCACUCUCUACACUGAUGGAUAGAUUAGCAAGAACUGCUAUUACUUUGGUCACGACAAGCGAUGAGUUUUUUGGCAGCAUUGAAGGACUGGAGUGUGUUAUGAUUGAAAGCAUGUACUAUCAUAAUGGUGGAAGUCUACGACGAGCUUGGAUAGCGAACCGAAGGGCUAUGGCUAUUGCACAAAUGAUGAACCUCCAUCAAAGUCCAACUCGAGCAAAAUACAAGGUUCUUGACCACGAAACGAAAGCACAUCCACAAUUCAUGUGGUUUCGAAUUAUCUCCCUCGACCGUAACUUGUGUCUCAUGCUAGGCCUUACGCAAGGCUUCUUCGACCAGAGUAUGGCCACUGGCACAGCAUUCAGAGAUGACACCUCUAUGGGCCGUCUCGAGCGCAUGCACUGUACUCUCGCGUCUCGCAUAUUGGAACGCAACGAAUCUGACCCAUGUGCUAAUGACUUUGUCCUGACUCAAAACCUCGAUUUGGAGCUACAGAAAGCGGGUAGAAGCAUGCCUAGCAAAUGGUGGCUUAUGCCAAACCUAGACAGUGUCACGGAUGAUCCACUGGCUCUCUUUUUGGAUAUGGGACGGCUGUUCAACCAGCUGUAUCAUUAUAACUUGCUCAAUCAGCUCCACCUGCCUUACAUGCUUCGUUCAUCACUUGAACGGAGGUACGAAUAUCCCAAAAUGACCUGCGUGAAUGCUUCAAGGGAGAUUCUCUCCCGAUUUAUCAUGUUUCGGGGCUACACCAGGAAUAAAUUCUGCUGUCGGACAGUCGAUUUCUUCGCACUCGUGGCUGCCAUUACAUUACUUCUGGCGCAUCUCGACAGCCACCGCUUUCCACAAACCAGCAACCUCUUAGCGCACCAAUAUCUUAGUGAUCGUGCCAUGAUAGAGCAGGCGCAGGUGAACAUGGAGCAAAUCAUUCGGGUUAACGGAGAUACUUUGAGUGCCCAAAGUGCGGAUUUGUUACAGAAGUUGCUGGCCAUCAAUUCCGAAACAGUAGAUGGCGUCAGUAUGGAGAGCGUCAGCGUUCAGACGCCAGAAACUGCAGCGUUGAAGUCAGGUGAAAAUGUCAACGGCGUUGUUCGGGUGCAAAUACCGUAUUUUGGCAUCGUUAGGAUUGCCCGUCAGGACGUUAUAUCUAAGGAAAUGGCUAACGAAGCACCUUUUUCAAGUAAUGGCCAACCAUACGUUCCGAUGGUUGGUAUGCAUAACACCGAGAGCUCAGGAGCUACAGUGCGUGAUCUUGGCUCUGGUCGCUUAGAUGGAAAUGCAUUUUUUAGGUCAAUGACGGAAGCGGAACACAACUCUGUUGACAGUCUUAAUGGUCAGCAUGUACAACUCACCUCUCGAUAUCAGGAUACUGUUUCUGAGACCCUCGUGCAUGGCAAUCAGGAUCCUGAGCUCACUGCGGGGAUGGACGACUGGGCAUUCCAGGGUGUUGAUACGGCUUUCUUUGACAGCAUAAUGAGAGGCCUUGACAACGUACAUAGUUCAGAAAUUUGGCAUGAUAGCCCUUAA